AUUGUGGGGAUUAUUGUCCUUUAUAUAUUCUCACGCUGCCUGUCACGGCAGGAGCCCACUCUAUUCUAUGACUUUAGUCUAUGACUAAGACAAGAGAGGGGAGCUCGAGCACGAUAGAUAUCCAUCAGCUGACGAGGAUGCCUCGAAGAUGUCUACUAUUUAGCAGCGAAAGAGGACGACGACGACGACGACGAGGAGAAACGUAGAUGUCCGGAGGGUUGUUCGGGCUCUACGGAAGUAAGAAACGAUCACAGAAGGAUGUUCUGCGCGGAGGGCAACUCGUCGUCGAAGGGCAGCUUCCUGCAGCAAAAGAAGGCCGCGCGCGAGGAUCGAGCUCACGAGAAGCGCAGGGAGGCCGCGGCCACCCUGAUCCAGGCCCAUAUUCGGGGUUGGCUGGCACGCGUCCGGUUCACCAAACGGAUACUAGAAGAGUUUGAUAAUAAUUUUCUCGAUGACAUCAGUACUGACAGCACAACAAUUGAGUUAAUACCUGCUCUUGAGGUGUACAGAAUUAUUUCUAGAUUUUUGCUAAUUUAUAAGAAAGAAAGGGAUCAAGAGAGAAUAGAAAGAGUAUGUAGAUACCUCGUGUUGACGCUCGAUUCCGAAUCUCCAAAGAUAUCCUAUGUCGGAGUGGCGUUCAACAAAGAUCACUACAUAUCAUGGAUAUCACAAAUGAAGACAAUUCUAUACCACUGCCUAUCUGGCUUGGACAGUCUGAAGCCAGAGAGAAUGUCAGACCACAAAUCUAUAUUGCUGCGACUGCAUACUCUGGUGAGUUUUACAUCACCAGGAACAUGGGCCAUACAGAAGGUGAAAGGCAUGGACCAGUUAAAAACAGGCAUGAGUCAGCUGUGUGCAAACAUAAUGGGACAUUUAGUUAACAAUGGAUUUUAUGGUACUAUGCAGGCUUUGUUAAUGAAAGGACUGGGUAGAGCAAAAAUCGCUCUGAAACCAGUUACACUUUCAGCAGCAGUCACCUUGACACUGAGACCACUGAUCUCUUCACAAAUGUCUGACAAGUUGGUGUCCUUGUUUCUAAUUAACAUCUUUAGUGUGCCAGCUUUAGUCUAUCACUUGAAUAUUUUAUCACCAGAGUGCAUUUCAUCGUUCAUAACAAACAAUCUGUUUGCAAGAAGUUUAGAGUUGUUAAAUUCCGAACAGAAUUUACGGAUUGUUUUUAACGCUCUAGAAGGCAGUUAUGCGCUUUGUUUGCUCGCUAAUUUGAUACAGUUGGCCAACAUUGAAAGAGAAGAAGUAUUGAGAGAACUCUGUUUUCCUUCUUUUACGUUUGUUGUAACAAGGAUGCUGGAAGCGUGUCAACAAUACGUAGUCGCGAAACGAAGUAAUUUGACACACUGGCAUCCUGUAUUAGGUUGGUUCGCACAAACGAUCGAUACUUCGUUACAGGAGGCGACUCCUUCAGUAAAAUUACAACUUGCUUGUCUCUGGACCGGCAGGAUCGUUACACAUUUAAUCGAGCAGCCACUGACUGAAUUUGUCGAAAAAGAGGUACCACCUCCAGUAGAGCAGCAAAGUACCUCUUCCCUGGGCGCCAAUAUUUUUCGGCGUGCCUUUCUUGAGGCUCGCACCAACAGAAACAACAGCACUAAGAAUUAUAGGAAGUUGGGUAGUCCGGACGCCACUAAGAUAGCCUUGAUCUGUUCACUGUAUCAAACUGCACUGCACACGCUCACGCAAAUGAAAAUCGAAAUAUUGACCGGACUCUGCUACCAAGGCAAAAUUCUUUAUCACAUGUGGUUAUUUCUGACUACAUUGGGACCGCACUGUGGACUAAAGGCAUUUCUAGACCUCUUGGCUGCCAACACUAAAUGCACGGCGCCCGAAUUCCAGAUGCUAAUAUUAUUCGCCGAUUGUAUGACGCAUUAUGUUACCAUUCUCGAUGACAUGGAGAUGUAUGAGCAGCAAGAUCCUUUCAAGCUCACGGACUUCAUCACUAUGUCGUAUUUCUUAAAUCAAUUCUUGUACAAAGCAGUUCUCUCUAAUUUAUUUGAUGUGAAAUCGGUGUCUAGCAAUCCCCUGUUUAUAUCGCUUUACAUUCUCUUAAUGGCGAUCUAUCGACGCGAUUGUCGUAGAACGUUCUGCCCGGAAGGUCAUUGGUUGGCUAAGGAAGUGCGAGUGUCCGGUUUCUUGGCUGAUUUGGAGAAGGGUCGACGUGGCGCGGCACUUUUACUCUCAAAAAUGCCCCAUGUCAUCCCCCAUUCCGAGCGAGUUGUAUUAUUUCGAAAGCACAUAGCCGAUGAGAAAGCAGUGAUGGGUUUAACCGAGAGUGCUUGUAACAGUCCGCCGACCACGCUCAUUGUUGUACACAGGACGCGUAUAGUAGAAGAUGGAUACAGACAAUUGGCUAUGUUGCCAUCACAAGCGUUGAAAGGCGUGAUUAGGGUACGUUUCGUGAACGAGCAAGGUUUGGCCGAGGCCGGCAUUGAUCAAGACGGAGUCUUCAAGGAGUUCUUGGAAGAGACAAUAAAGCGAGUAUUUGAUCCGUCCUUGAAUUUGUUCAGAGCUACUAGCGAGAACCGGCUCUACCCGUCUCCUACAUCUUUCAUGCAGGACAAUCACUUGCAACUCUUCGAGUUCGUCGGGCGAAUGCUUGGUAAAGCAGUGUACGAGGGCAUUGUCGUAGAUGUGCCUUUUGCGUCAUUCUUUGUCUCGCAAUUUUCCGGGCAAACGGGCGGCGCGUUGUACAGCUGGCUUGACGAGCUCGCCUCGCUGGAUCGUGAUCUCUACCGCAGUUUGACUUUGGUGAAACAUUACAAGGGUGAUAUCCGACAACUGGAGUUGACAUUCUCGCUCGAUGAGGACGUGCUCGGCAAACUGGUCACGCACGAGUUGAUCCCUGGCGGACGCACUACCGCCGUAACUAAUCAGAACAAAAUUCAGUACAUCCAUCAUAUGGCGCAUUACAGAAUGUAUCAUCAGAUCAAGGAGCAAACGACUGCCUUCAUCAAAGGAUUCCGCUCGAUCAUUAAUCCCGAGUGGCUGUCAUUGUUCUCAACGCCCGAGUUACAGAGAUUGAUUUCGGGGGAUAACGUUCCUUUGGAUUUGCGAGAUUUACGAAGGCAUACGCAGUACUAUGGCGGAUUUCACGACAGUCACAGAGUGGUGUGCUGGCUGUGGGAUAUCUUGGAAAAAGAUUUUACGGAAGAAGAAAGAGGCUUAUUUUUAAAGUUCGUGACAAGUUGCUCAAAGUCGCCUUUGCUGGGUUUCGCUCAUUUAGAGCCGCCUUUCUCCAUACGAUGCGUGGAAGUCUGCGAUGAUGAGGACACCGGCGACACAAUUGGCAGCGUGAUCAGAGGUUUCUUCACAAUUCGCAAAAAGGAUCCACAGAACCGACUGCCCACCUCGUCCACUUGUUUCAAUCUGCUUAAACUGCCAAAUUAUCAAAAGAAGAGCACUUUGCGAGAAAAGUUGCGCUAUGCUGUCACCAGCAACACCGGUUUCGAACUCUCCUAAGUCUUACCAGUUGCAACUUUACCCUUCAGAUAUGGAAAAGAGACGAAUGAAUUUAUCGAAAUAUCGUGCGUAUUUUUGAAAUGAGAUGAAUUUUAGUUGACGAUGGGAUACAUGUGAGAUUCCGCAAGAUUCGAAAAGUUGACUGAUAUGACUGAUACCUCAAAAAAACCGAUUCUGUAUAGUGAUGUUGAGUGAUGCCUAAACUGCUCCCUUAUUCCCAUUCGAAGCAUAAUUUAUAAUUCGCCCGAUUAAACGCGUUAUCGAUUUAGACAUUGAUUUUCAGAUGACGCUAAUUUUAAGAAAAACAUUACGAUCCAAAGACGAUAUUGCGUUAUUCGAAAAUGGGUGAGAUAUCGUGAACGUGAGAAAAUGUACAAUAUAAGAAUACAUAAUAUUGAAAGAUAAUUGUUAGGCGUAUACAUAUAUAUUUAAAUGAAUUCUUGGUGAGAGCUAAAUAUUUUAGGGUAAAAUCUACAUUCACGAUGUUCGUUUUCGCGGUACAUAUACAUAGACACACAUUACCGAUGCGAAAUAAUACACCGUACCUCAUGAGCUUAAUUAUCGCUGAGAUAAUCGUGCGCUUGUUAAUGGAUAGAAUCGUUGAUCACCAUUACAUUAAGAUCAGGAGUGACGGACAUUUAAGUUAUAUAUAUUUCGACAUGGAUAACAUUUAUCAUGAAUUAUUCCACUUAUUAGUGGACAUAGUCUAACUAAAAUUCAAAAAUUGAAUCAGUAAGUAAAGAAAGAGCUUAUCUGUACAUAGUUGUGAUCUCGAAAAUGUGAUAUUUUAUAAAAUUAUAAAGUAAAUAUUAAAUUAUUACUUAAUCAUUUAUUAUCACUUUUCAAUUUUUAUAAGCUUCGAGAUUUAUAGAAAAGCACUAAAAAAAAGGUUUUAUCUAAAUGGGUUCUAAAUCGCGAGCGUGAGUAUAUUUUCGAGUGGAAACGAUUGUUUUUUUACGUCUACAAAACUUUCAAAAAACUUGUCUCUUCAGCUUAUUGAUCCAAUUGAACAUAUAUAUUUCGAUGCAUAUUUUCAGAAAGGUUCGCCACUCCUGCAUUAAUAAAGGAACUUUUCCUAAGCUACGGGAUGCUGUGCUGUCGUCGACUCAUCGUGUAUGCGAAACGAGUGUCCGUGAGCAAUCAAAAAGAACGACUUGCAAGUUUCUAUAAACUUUUUCCAAUACGGAGAAAGAAAAAAUAAGCUGAGCAGAGGAGAUCCGCCAUCUAUUUUAAAAGCUAUUUUCUCAAGAUUUUUGUACGGACUAUUUGGCGCAGCGUGCCAUCAAAUCACAAUUUAGCAAGUGCAAUUCCCACGGACGCUCGCGGAUAAAAAAUCCCGAAGUUUUUAUUCCGAUCGAAGGAGAUUAUGACAGGAAUCUCAUCGUACUUUGCGCGGAAUAGAAAUUGAUAAGAGAAAAAAAGGACUUUUCGAACGACGUUAAGAGAUCAGAGAAAAAAAGAAAUGUUUUUUAAAUUUUGAAAUAAUACAUAUUUUUUCUUCUACUUAUCUUUUAAAAAUUUUAUCAUCUUCAUACAUAAAUAAAUGAGAGAAAGUUUUAAUAAAAAAACUAAACGUUAGAAUUUAGAACAACCAAAUAAACUUUAGAAUUGUAAAUUUAAAAAAUAAAAUUUAUAACUUCAUAGAAAAUGUAUACAUUUACGAUUUGAAAUUUUAUUCUUUUAUUAUAUUUUUAUACGUUUACUAAGACAAUUGUUAUCUAUGAGAAAUUCCAAUGACGAGCUAGAUUAUUUAAACAAUUGUAUCUUGUUCAAUUACAAUUUAAAAUAACUUGGCACAUUUGAGACUUUCGAUCGUGAUAUAAAUUUUCAAUAUUAAAAUCCAGAUUUCGCCGUAAUCGUAAAUACGUGCGAGAUAUUCAUACGUGUUUAUAAAUAUCAAGAAAAAAAGAAGAGGGCACAAAAGAACUACGAUAUGCUGCGUAAACAAAGCAUGCAAAACAAGUCUAAUAAUGUAACAUUGUUAUUUUCUUUCGGAAAAGAGAGACAAGCGUUCUUCUAAUAGAUUAAGAGAUGAUAAUGCGAGAGGCAGUGGAGGAGGAAUUUAAUGACAGACCAAAGAUAAAGGCGACAUUUCGAAAUGUAAUCUGCAUAUUUUCUUACGUGAUUCCGCGCGUGUUAUGAGCCCGCGAAUCUGCGCUCACACAAUCGAGACACAAAAACACACGUUAUUGAAUAAAUUUUGAAUAAUUACUUUCGAGAAUUAAAUUGAAAUUUAAUUAUGACUGAUAAUGUAAAGAUUAUUUCAUUUUGUAAUAGAUAUUAUAAUAUCACUGAUUUUGAUCGAACGUGCAAUAUAUAAUAAUGUUGUAAUUGUAUUCUGUUAUAUUUAUAUGCUAUUUAUUUACUUUCGAACUAUAUAUAUACAUAAAUAAAUUAGGCCUUAUUAUAUGUUUAUGCAAUAUUUAUAUAUCCAUAUAUGGAAUGUAUCUCUCAUUGGUACAAUAUUAAUGUUUAUUCUAUUCAGUUCUAGAGAUUUUGUAUGGGCACAGAAUUGGCGGUUGCGUAUAUUUAUUAAACCAGAGCAGCAAAUACUCCGGUUCAUAGGAACAAUAAGUUUAAGGAUAUUAAUGUGUAAGUAUAGAAGCUAAAAUUGACGUAUAUCGAACGAAAAGCUUGCGAUUGUAAGAUGAAUUUAUCUCCAUCUCGCAGUAACAUACGUGCGUUUGUGAAGUUUAAUUCUUCGUUUUAAAAAGAAGCGAUAUGAGGAUAGCUGUGACGUGAAUUUCUCUUACAAAUGCAAAGCGAACGAAGACAAAGGCAUUGUAUAUAUCACUCGCUUCGAUUAUGCAACGGCCGUUGCACACGUUCGUAUAUAAUCGAUGGUAAAUUAUUAAGAUUCUAUAAAAGAAGAUAAAGAUGCUGUAUAAGAACGAAAGAGAAAGAGAGAGAUCCGCUAAUUUCGUACGAUGAAGAUUGGCAACAAUCGUAAAAAUAUAUACACACGUCGUAAAAGUU
Molecule: messenger RNA, 6450 nt
Organism: Cataglyphis hispanica
Lineage: Eukaryota; Metazoa; Arthropoda; Insecta; Hymenoptera; Formicidae
Product: ubiquitin-protein ligase E3B
Exons: 16
Coding region: 259-3474 (1071 amino acids)
Biological process (GO): ubiquitin-dependent protein catabolic process; protein polyubiquitination
Molecular function (GO): ubiquitin protein ligase activity; protein binding
Source: RefSeq, a predicted model, not a curated record